This is a messenger RNA of Saccostrea cuccullata (small rock oyster), 1438 nucleotides long. Its product is annotated as phosphatidylinositol-glycan biosynthesis class W protein-like. Gene Ontology annotation, biological process: GPI anchor biosynthetic process; protein localization to plasma membrane. Gene Ontology annotation, cellular component: endoplasmic reticulum; membrane. Gene Ontology annotation, molecular function: glucosaminyl-phosphatidylinositol O-acyltransferase activity. Bases 34 to 1437 code for a protein of 467 amino acids. Lineage: Eukaryota; Metazoa; Mollusca; Bivalvia; Ostreida; Ostreidae. The transcript is spliced from 6 exons. The record is from RefSeq and is a predicted model, not a curated record.
UGUAUAUUAUUUUGUAUAUUACAUUUUGAAAACAUGUCAACAUUGACGAACAGUUCCUCGUAUAAAGAACAAAAAGAACAAUUCGUGAGUGGUCAUCAGGGAUCGUCUGCAGCAGAAAUAACUUUAAUUUAUCUAGGCAUAGCUUGUUGUGUUUUUCUCCACAAUGUUUGCGUCCCUAAGCGGAGCAAUCAAUGGCCCCAUGGGAUUUUUGACUUCCUAGUACUCGUGCUUCCCGGACUCCUUUCGGUUACGAUCCUCAACGAAUCAAAGAUUCUGAUUGCAGUAACCCUUCUGUCUCUAGCAGCUGUUUCAUUCCUUACUCAGAAGCAAAGCAGGAAAAACAAUAAAUCCAUCGUUCCUUUUCUUCAACAGGAAUUCAGCAAGAAACUUGAUUUUGUUAGUAAUUUUAGAGCUUUUGCCUUAAUUUGUACAUCUAUAUGUAUCUUAGCUGUGGACUUCAAAGUGUUUCCAAGAAGAUUCUGCAAGGCUGAAACAUUUGGUACAGGCUUGAUGGAUACGGGUGUCGGUCUUUUCAUCGUAGCCAAUGGUAUUGUUUCGCCAGAAUCUCGUCACAAAUCAAAUGUUUCAAGUCUCAAAAGCUCUGUUUUAUCCUCCAUUCCUCUCAUUGUCAUUGGAUUGGGUAGAGUCCUUUCAACUAAAGGUGUAAAUUACCAAGAACAUGUUACAGAAUAUGGAGUGCAUUGGAAUUUCUUCUUCACUGUAUCUGCAGUUAAGGUUUGUUCAAGUCUUAUUUUGACAAUCCUUGGAAACAUCAAUCUCUCAGGGCCAGCCAUUUUCAUAAUCCUAGUCUAUCAGCUGUUCCUCACUAAGUUUGGUUUAACGGAGUACUUAGACCUUGGAGCAGAUGGACAGGGUGGGAGACAUGGCUGGUUUGACUCCAACAGGGAGGGCAUCGUGUCCUGUGUAGGGUAUCUGUCUCUGUACUUCUUAGCAGUGGAACUGGGGAAGCAUAUAUUUAAUGAAGAAAGGAAAACAAUAAGAGAUUGGAUGCAGUUUGCUGUAGUUCUGUGCUUCCUCCAGGCUGUAUUCUGGUGUGUGAUGAUCUGGUCUGGGCUCCACAUUCAGGAAGUCUCCAGACGUUUUGCCAACUUUGCAUAUGUGACCUGGAUUAUGGCCUUGUCAGUGUUUCUCCUUGUGUUGUUGUUGUUGACAGAUUUGUUCAGUUAUUUCCAGUCAUUCACAUUUUCUGAAACAAAGAACAUGGAAGGUGAUGUGUGCCUGUUGUCAGCUGUAAAUUACAAUGCAUUGUUAUACUUCCUUUUGGCAAAUGUUUUCACUGGACUUGUAAAUUUGUGCAUAGACACUAUACAAUCUACUCCAACAAAGAGCAUGACAAUUCUUACUAUUUAUAUGGGUAUUUUAAGUUUUAUAUCAAUUAUGUUUUAUAAAUGGAAAAUACAAUUAAAAUUCUGGUAGC